AUGGUGAAGGUUACGAGGAAGCCUCAGGAGAAGCACAAGGUCUCACUGUCACCCGCAGUCUCAGAUCUUGUUCACAAAGUCUCUACUGUUGGCCUCGCAGAUCUGCCAGCACUUUUCACUGGAUGGUCUCAGCGAUGGCCCUACCCACGAGGUGAUCUGAACAAUUGGAUCGAACCGCUUGACCGAUUCGACUCCAUCCUGCAGGAUUUCAAUACCAAAUAUGGUCUCGACAAAGGUCCCCAGACAAUACCGUUCGGUGUCUCUCUGCUCCUCGAGGGAAGCCCAGGUGUCGAUGAACAGAGACUCAAAGAGUUAGGAUUUGGUCCUGAAGGCGAUAGAGAGCUCAUCGAAGCUAUUCUGGUCUUUUCAAAAUUGCUGGUGGAGAAAUGUGCCAAUAGAGUGGUUUACAACAGUACCGACCGAUUGAAUGACUUGCUCAAUACCACCUCCUUCUCCCUCCUACACAGUACACUGAGGAUCACUUUCUACCUUGCUCAGCGAUAUGCCGAACGCCCCCCUCCUCCCUCCAAUCAGCCGUCCAAGUUUUACGACUUUGACCAUGAGCGUUUACAUACUCUCUCAGUUCCCUUCGGACGGCAGGCUCCUGUUCUGAAGCGGGCUCCUUCGUCUCCUGUCAAGUCCAAACUGAAAGAAAAAUCUCCUCAAGCUAGCCGUUCCAGACGAGCCUCAGUCCCAGAAUCCCCCAACUCCUUCCGUGCCCUUUGCAAAGACUCAUCCUCUCAGAGUGAACGUGGCAAGUCAGCAUCCUCUUCCGACCGAGACUGGCAACAGUGGGCUUAUGUCAAGGUCUCGUGGAAAUCUACAGACUCAGAACAGCAUGUCGAACCCGGCACGGGCUCUCAGUCUGAUAUGCCUUCAACUCCUACUCCAGUUCGACGACAGUUCUCCUCAUCGCUUGCAGGACCUCAGCUUGACAUGUCACAGGAAGAUGGACCUCCGCGGUCGGUCGAAUCAACACCAGAGUCAGACCUGAGAACGGUUGAAUAUUCCCCCACAGACUUACAGAAUGCCAGCAUUGAGACUAUCCUCAGCCGUCAACCCGAGGACAUGCCCGCAAAGGCUAAAUAUGAGCUGCUGCACCAGCUUCGUAUCGCCUAUGGCUUGAUGACUUCGUCCAAGACACGCAAGGAACUCCUCGCCAUUCGCCUUUUGUCUAUUGCAAGUCUUGCUAACGUCCUUGGAGAGAUCGAGCUUGCCCAGAGAUUUAUUUCAACUGAUGGAAUGUUUGGUAAACCUGGGCAUAAUCUGUGCGAACAACUUCUUGACUUGCUUUAUGAAGAUAAGAAAACCAGCUCGCCCGUAUCGCUUUAUCUGCAGACCAUUGCUAUGGAGACAAUGGGUAUUCUAGCUCAUCACAAACUUUUUGCUCCAGACAUUCAUGGUUUGUUGGGUGCCGGCUCAGCCCAUGGACUUCUGGCCCACCUUACGGAGAAAGGUCUGAAAGAUAUUUCCAAAGACAAGGACAGCACAGACACUGUCGUUGGUGAUGAUUGGCGAGAUGCUAUAUUUACUUUACCUCGAACAGUGAUUGAAUGCGGGGGGCAUCAUGGACGUUCAAGUGAAGCAGUGAUACCAGCAAGUUUCGUCACAACUUACCUCUCUGGUUUCAGAUUGACCACGGGCAAGGCAUUACGUGUCCAUCUGCGAAUGCUUGAUUUCAUCAAGACCUUCUUCCAUCAUUUCAAAGAUGGUAUGGCUACCCUCCUGGCAAGUAGUGCGUUCGAAGCAAUCAGUAACCUUCUCGGAAAUCUUGCGAAUGGUGCUUGGGACCUCUUUCAGAAUGGUGGAGGAAUUCCAGCACAGUACAAGACGAGAGCGACAGAUUACGAGAUUCCAUACAUGCAUCAGCAAAUCAUCCGAUCCAUCAUCGACAUGAUCAAUGAUAUCAGUGGACAUCAAGGCGCCCAAGCAGAUCGAGUAUUGAGGAGCUUGGUUGACUCGCAAGCUCUGCUACGAUCCUUCCGCUUGAUCGUUGAUAAUCUAUCCGCAUUUGGACCGUACACUUGGAGUGAGGUCGUGAAAGCAGUCUGUGGCUUCUUGCACAAUGAGCCUACCAGUUACACUGUCAUCGCCGAGGCUGGUAUUAUUCAAAGUCUCUUGGAUACUGUGAACGCCUCUCCUGAGGAUCCUUCCAAUUCACCUUCUGCAAAAGCAUCGAAAUCAAUCUCCUCUGUCCCCAGCGAACAAGCUCCGGGUAUACCAGCUGCUGUUGAUGCCAUCAUAAAUGUCUCUCAAGUCUUUGGCGCUAUUUGUUUGACAACUGCUGGUUUUGACUUGUUCAAGUCCUCCGGAGCACUUGACAAAUUUUUUGAGAUUUUCGAGUCUCCGGCUCAUGUCAAGGUUCUCAAGGAUACAAACACUCUGGCUCUGCUAGGAUCUACCUUUGAUGAGAUUGUGAGACAUCACCCUAAUUUGCGGACCGCUGUUCUCAGUGCAGUGAUUGUCAUGCUUGCUCGCGUGCGACAUAUCACUCGAUCAUUAUCAGUCUCAAUUGGAGCUGGCCCGAAGCUAUGGCUUGGUGGCACCAACGACGAAGAUGAGCCCUCCGGAGGUCGUGAGGCACUGUCGUUGGAAAUAGUCCCGCCUGCUUCAGAUGCGUCUGGUGAUUCCCGCGUCUCGAAGCCCCUCGAGCUACCAAAUGGAAAAUCUUUGCACAUCGCCGACGAAACCUUGCCAGCAACAGAUACUUCUGCGGUCCCCACCGACUGCGAUCGCCACGGUCUUUCUGCAAAUGACUAUGCGAGGCCCGCGAUCGCUUUCCUGGUUACUUUCUUUGAAAACCAGGGUUUAUGUACAAGCUUCCUUGAAAACGGUGGCGGAGAUAUUGUGCUUGACUUUGUGACGUUGCCCAGUCUUCCUGUCGGAGAACAAGCUUUGAAUCGUCGCGAUGGUUUAUUUAACGAGUUAUCUUCUGCGGUGCAUAUGAUGGCAGAGACCAAGCCUAACCUUAUUCUUCCAGUCUUAGCGGAUCGUUUACGAUUUGCCUGCUCGCAACUAGAACACUUCAGCCAAAAUCAACCCCGGGACUGGACGUGUUACUUCUCUUCCUUGGUCAAAUCAGAGAACCCAGAUGGUGCCCUUGGCAAGGGAAAAGAGCCUCCAACCUAUGUUGAACACAAUGGAACAAGAGUAGCAAAGAGCCUGAUGGCAAUCUUCUCCUUGUCUCAAGUUCUUGCUGAGGUCUUCAAUGUACCCAUGUACACGACAAGAUCAGCCCAGGCAUACCUCUUCGGCUUGGUCAAUCUCGCAGAUGUUUUUGCCGAUAUCUCCAAGAUGCUCGGCAGUAUCUCAUCUGCUUGCUACCGUGAAGAGAUCGCACUGCAACGUACGAUACCCCAGACCUGGCUCGCUGCAACAAUACCAGUACACUUUUCAACUGGGGACGAUGACGUCGACAGAAUGCUGAAUGUUCGAGAUAGCAACGUUCGCAUCGGCGAGACUGGUGAUGAGUCUUUGCCUGAGCAGCCUCCCGAAACUCGCACCGAGUCUACUGACCUUGCCAGCACCGAGACCUCCAAACUUGAUGAGGAGAAGCGAACUCCGUACUUUCGGAAUGUUCAGAUACUUCGAUAUCUCUUGAUUGAGACACCGUUUGCAAUUACCGAGUUCCUCUGUCGGCUUGGUCGAGGUAUUGCUGCUCGUCGUCGACCGGAUACCUUUACCAAACAAAAGAUAGCAUCGAUUGCGAAUGCUCUUGCAGCGGCAUAUACCUCUCAACUCCAACCUUAUUUCCUGAACAAUGGCUCCGCAGAGCCUGACGCUUCUAGUCUGGAAGCAAACUUUACCUAUCUUGUCAUCGUCCUCGACAAUGUUCGGCGUAGUUUUUACGACGAGUCUCAACCUUCCCCGGGACCCAUGACCACAUCAUCAGCACGGCAAACAUUUGUGAUUGAGGCAUUUAGACAGGCAAAUGGUCUCAAAAUCUUGUCGAAGAUUGGGACAGAUUUCUAUGAUCAGCUCAAGGCGUGCAAAUUGGAACAUUCCACGCUAUCAGCCAAUACCGGACUCAAAAUUUGCCUUGAUAUUCUAGACGAAUUUACCAGCGCCAAGAGCAUCAUGGAUUCGGCACAGUCAGUGAAUAUGAGAAAUGCAGACCCGAGCAAGGCACUUUACUUUGUUCCAGCUCAAGUGCUCCUUAAUCUACGUAUGGAAGCCCUUCCAAUGACGCAACUGAUAUGGGAAAGUGACUAUGCCGAUCAAGCGUCGCGAGAUGUUGUGCAGAAGCUUGUAUCCAUCUUGAAACAUAUCUUGACAGGUGAUCACGAGCAUGAGGCAAUUCAGACAAAUGACAGUCGACCAGAAAUUGAGGUCCACCCGCUUAGGAAGCAUCAAAUCGACGAGCACAAGGUCAAUACACUGAAGGACAAAGGGUACACCGAGGACCUGGUACGCGAGGCCAUAUAUCGCACCAAUACUACUGCAACGAGCUCUAUUGUCGCUGCUGAGGAGUAUUGCAAAGCAUUCAUGUCUAAUCCUCGUCGGAGACGCCUGCCCAUUCCUAGUAGUGAACUUGACGUCACGUCAACUAACAAUCACACUCCAGCCGUUAUAAGUCCACCUACAAGCGCGCAUUCAAAUCCUCUCACUUUGGCCUUAUCAGGCCUACAAGGGAUACUUGAUGCUGGCAAUGCGGAAGCGGUUGUUGCUGACGUUGAAGACAACGAAAUGAGGGAUGUUGGCGAUACCACUAUUAGUGAACCAGUUUCCGUGAGAAAUGCGGAUACCAAUGUAUCUACUUCCUCUGCAAUGGACAUCCAGAAUAUCCUGAAUGCUGAUAGCAAUGGUUCCGGCAACUCUUCAUCCGAUGCUCCGCCACCAGAUUUAUCACCGGUCUACUCUGUUGAGAGUAUCGACGCUGUUCGAGACUCAAUUCGAGAAGAUCUGGCCGAACGAUGCAACAACAUUCUCAACACCCAUCAGGAUUUGACCUUCGAGUUAUAUGAUCUGAUAGCCAGCGCAACCAAGAAGCUCAGUGAUGUUGAAGCAAAAGACUAUUGGCGAACCACCACAGAAAUACUUGUGAGCUCACUCCUAUCAAUGCAAGUUGACGAAGACAUCAAUGAGGGGCGUGGCAAGAAAAUUGCCGCUGCGGCUCAUCUGGUAGCUCUCCUGUUUCAAGAUGGCGAAGUUUUUACAGACACGCUCAAUAUCUAUCAAGAAUCGUUCGAAGGACUUGUCAGCUUUUUGAAACUUCCUCAAUCCCAUGGACGUACCACUGAAGAUUCGUUCCCCUGGGUCGCUCCAGUUCUGCUUAUCGUGGAGAAGAUGCUGUCGAGAGAUAGUGAACCAGCAGAAGUCAAGUGGGAAGCUCCAAAUGACGUGGAACCGUGUAAGAAGCCUGUCAUCACUCCCACUGCGAUUUUCAGUCUCGAAGAAAAGCAGGAGCUACUCGCGGCCCUCAUCAAUAUGCUCAAUCGUGUUGGCAAGGACAAGGCUAUGGCACUGGCAAUCACGCGGGUACUAGUGAUUCUUACACGGACGCGAGAGAUUGCGGCUUCCCUGGGAGAGAAGCGCAACCUCCAAAGACUUUUCAUGAUGGUCAAGCAACUCGCCCACGGAAUUGGUCAUCGAGUGCAGAGCACGUUCAUGAUCAUUCUGCGGCACAUCAUGGAAGACGAACAUACACUGAAGCAGAUCAUGCGUAGUGAAAUUAGUGCAGCAUUCACAGGUCGCAACUCAACCAGACACAUGGACACGACAAGCUACGUUCGAGACCUCUAUCAUCUUGUGGUAAGAUCUCCUGACACUUUUGUUCAAGUCACAGAAGAGAUGGUCAAACUGUCUGCAUGGCCUCCGCACAACUCCUCUUCUGGUCUGGUUCUGAAGGAGAGUGCAACAGCAAAACCAGAGUCUGACGCCGUCGACUCUUCGGUACAGCCCACCGCGAGUGUUGAGGCACCCGAUGAUUUGGUUCAAGAAAGCAAAGGCAAAGGGCCUGAAGUGAAACCUCCUACUGUAGAACAUCCUGAUGGCGUCAUACAUUUCAUUCUCUCGGAGCUUGAUAGCUAUAAGGACGUCGAUGACAAAGAGGUUGCUCCGGAGAAGCCCAAUUCUACUAAUCCUAAUGAGAAGAAUGAUUCUGCUGGAAAUACCGACGUACCGGCAACCACAAGCGACAAUGCAAUUGAAACGACUGCUCCAUCCAAGCCAGAAAAGGUCAAAUUUAGGCCAGAAGAUCACCCGAUCUUCUCCUACCGCUGCUUUUUGAUGUACAGCCUUACAGAGCUAUUGCACUCUUACAACCGUGCCAAGAUUGAGCUGAUCAAUUUCUCGAAGAAAGCCGAUCCAAUGGUAGCGACUCCUUCCAAGCCUCGAUCCUACAUUCUCAAUUACUUCCUUCACCGCUUGAUACCAUCCUGCUAUGUCGACAAGGAGGAGUCUUUGCAUUUCAAGAAAAAGCUCCUCACGAGUGACUGGGCCAUUCGAGUUGUCGUCGCACUAUGCUCGAAGACAGGCGAGACAGGGCUGACAGGCCUAGGUCAACGAAAUUCACCUCAAAGUUUGGUUGAUGACCUGGAUACAGAGCCUGAGUUGACAUUUGUGCGCCGUUUCGUUCUAGAGCAUGCAAUCAAGACCUACAAAGAUGCCAUUUCAUCCACAGAGCCACUCCAGAUGAAGUACAGCCGCCUGCUUUGCCUCGCCGAUACAUUCAAUCGCCUUCUGACGAAGCCCGCAGUACCCGAUGGCUCUGCUGGUUCCCACAAUAAUUCUUACAAGGUUCUCGGUCGCAUGAUGUUUGAGAAGAACAUGACAGCAAUUUUGACCAGCUCUCUGGUCGAUAUCGAUCUUUCAUACCCUGGGUCGAAGAGAGUCAUCAAAUUCAUCUUGCGACCUCUUCAAGAGCUCACGACCCUUGCGUCCCAACUCAGUUUGACUGCCCCUGAGCUACUCAUCUCCGGUGUCAGCACUGUACCAGACAACGAUAUCUCAUCUGCGUCUUCCGUCUCUGACGUUGACGAUGAUAGAGAGGAGACUCCAGACUUGUUCCGCAACUCCGCCCUCGGAAUGCUUGAUCCUAAUCAUGAUCACGAGUCCGAUUCUGAGUCCGACGAAGAGGACGAGGAUGAGGAGAUGUACGAUGAUGAAUAUGGCGACGAGAUGGAGUACGACAACGAGAUGCUUGCUGGAGGCAACGAUGAUGAGGCUGUCAGCGAUGAAGAUGUUGAUGAAGAGAUGACCGCCGAUGGUCCCAUCGAAGGUCUUCCUGGCGACGUGCCAAUGGACAUCGAGUUUGUUGUUAACGAUCCUCAUAUGGACAUCGAUUCUGAUGAAGACGAUGAAGACGAUGAGGAAGAGGACUCUGAUGAAGAUGACGACGAUGAGGAGGACGGAGAAGACUUCAUGAUUGAGGACGAUGAUGGUGGCGAGAUCAAUGGAGACGAUGAGAACAACAGCCUCAAUGAUGGUCUGGGUGAAGACGAAGGCGAAUGGGAAGAUGAAGGUGAGGAUGAUCAAGAAGAGGGUGCCAGUGAUGACCAGAAUGGAGUCGCAGACAUUACUUUCGAUGGCGAUGACAUUCCUCUUAAUGGCCACGGCAAUGGCAAUACUCCUGCAGUUCUAAGCAGCCUUCUCAGAGUUCUCGAAGAUCACGAUAUGGAUGGACCUAUUGGAAUGCCCCCCAAUAUCCCUCCUGAGCUCAUCGUUCCUGCUCCAGGAUCUGGCGAACCUGGUGAUGAAGAUGAGGACGAUGAGGAAGAUGAUGAAGGCGAGGAGAUGGACGAGAACGACAUGGUCGAAUACGACUUCGAUCACUUCUUGGCAGGAGGUGGAGACGACUUCCUGGAUCAUGGUGACGGCUUUGGUUGGAACGAGUUUUCGAACUUCGCUCGGCGACAUCGCCCACGUGGUGCAGAGGUGCAUCCUCCACACUUUGGCCGACGCAAUAACGACAUUCAUCAUAUGGGCCGUCCCGCCAGAAUGCAUGGAGGACCGACUGGUAGAGCAGGUGCUGACGAUGGCACCAAUCCAUUAUUACGCAGACCCCACGCACAGCUCACUCGUCGGAACCCGGAAGGACCAGUCCGUCAUGGGUUUUUUGCUCCUGGACUCUCAAGUCUUCAAGAUCUGCCAGGCUUUCCCGGCUUUGGAGGAGCUUUCCAGGCAGUUCUUCGUAAUGGGGAUACGUCUUCGCCACAUGGAUCCCUGCUCGACAAUCUCGUUCAAGCAUUCAACGGCAGAACUGACAAUCGCCCCAUUUUCAGCUUCACCGGAUCCCAGGAGGAAAUCAGUGAACUAAGCCGAGUGCUUGCGAGACCUUCCUUGGCCGGCUUCCCUCACCGCCACCACACUCGUGAGGAAAACCCACGUGCUGGCCAUUUCGUCCCCGCCACCACAACUACGAGAUGGCAGGAGGAAUCACGAAUCUUGUUUGGUGCUCUCUCUAUCGAAAAGUCACAACGCGUUCAAAUUCUCAUCAUGUCGGUUCUUGUGCCUCCAGCCCAAGAAGAGGAGAAAGAGAAGCGUAGGAAGCGCGAAGAACAGGAAAAGGCCGAGCGCGAAGAAGAGGAGAGACUCCGAAUUGAAGGAGAACGACUCAAAAAGGAGGCAGAAGCGAAAGAAGCUGCUGCCAAAGCCGAGGCUGACCGCUUACGAGAAGAGGCUGAAGCCGAAGCUGCGGCUAGACGCCAUGAGGCAGGUGAGCUUCAGAAUGAUGGCGACACAGAACCCAUGGAAGACGUCCAAAGUGCUGAGGAUAGUACUGCACCUCUUGAUAACGCCGCACCAACAGAAGAUGGUGAUACAGAGUCACAACCCCGAAUCUUUACCACAAUUCGCGGCCGACAGCUUGACAUAACUGGUCUUUCAAUCGACAUUGAUUACCUGGAAGCUCUGCCAGAAGAAUUGAGAGAAGAGGUCAUCAUGCAACAAUAUGCAACUCGACGUGAGGAGGCUCGUCAAGAGGGAAAUCACGAACCUAGCGGAAUCGAUCCUGAUUUUCUGAAUGCCCUGCCCGACGACAUCCGAGAAGAAAUGCUACAACAAGAAGCACAUGCUCAACGACGUCGUGAACGCGAAGCAGCUCGUCGACAGGCUGCGGCUUCUGCUACCCCAGCCCAAGCGGAAGAGAUGGACAGCGAUAACUUCCUGGCCACUCUCGAUCCAAACUUUCGGCGUGUGAUCCUGGCAGAGCAGCCACCUGAGGUCUUGCGUCACCUUAAUCCUCAACAUGCUGCUGAAGGUCGUGCUCACGCAAGACGUUACUUCCCAUACGCCGUGGGUGGCGACCGUGAUGAUCGUGGUGACCGAGUACCCGUCGACGCUCCUCAACGUGAUAACAAGCGGCAAAUUAUUCAGAUGGUUGACAAAGCUGGAGUUGCCACUCUUCUCAGACUCAUGUUCUUGCAGCAGCAAGGUUCUCUACGAGCGAAUUUGUGGCAGAUCCUCCGCAACAUCUGUGGCAACCGACAAACUCGAUUUGAGGUCAUCAGCCUUCUUCUCGUGGUUCUCAAAGAAGGUAGCACCGAUGUUGGCGCAAUCGAACGGAGCCUCGCAAACUUAUCGCUACGUGCAAAAGCCACGGUUGGACAAAAGACUCCACAGCCAUUGAGACGAACUCUUUCAAUGCAACCUAACGGGGGCUUGAGCGAAGAAGUCACUCCAUUGGUUGUCAUUCAACAAUGUCUUUCUGCCUUGAAGCAAUUAUCAUCAGGUGGAUUUCAUAUCCGCAGCAUUUUCCUAAGAGAGGUCGAUAUUAGUCCUGCCAACAAGAAGGGCAAAGGCAAAGGCAAGGAAGCCAAAACUGCCAAAUACCCCAUCAAUGAUCUCAUUGGUCUUUUGGACCGUAAGCUGAUUGUUGAGAGUUCGUUCUGUCUUCAAUUGCUUGCAGAGCUCCUCGCAGCCGUCACGUCUCCACUGCCCACUCUCUUGCGGAAAGACAAGGAAAAGGCAGCCGAAGAAAUGAAGCAACAUGAAGCCGAGUCUGGAAAUGCAGAUACUCAGAACAGUUCAGCUUCAGGAGUUGGCCCGACAGCUGCUCCAACACAAGACUCCAAUGCCGACCGUGGAUCCACAGCUGCAGGUGUUCCUGCUGCUUCUACUUCUGAUGUCGCAAGCGCCGCAGCAGAUGGCGGAGAAUCUUCUGUGAAGCCGGAUGCAGACCAAGAAGUGUCAACUUCCGAAGAGAGCAAAGUCAAGAAGAUAUUUGAACCACCAGAGAUCUUUGAGCACAAUCUGGAAUUGGUUGUUAGAAUCUUUGUUGCUCCGGAAUGCAACAGCGACACAUUCCACUCGACCUUGGAGACUCUCUUGAGUCUUUCAUCCAUUCCCGGCACCGCCGAAGCUUUUAGCAAAGAGCUUAUCAGUCAUGUCAAACUGCUAUCUCAACUGAUCUGCGUUGACCUGGACGAACUCAUUCCUCACCUGAAAGAGGCGCAACUGAGCACAGACUUGCACAACGUCGCAUCUGCCAAAUUCUCUAAUGGAGGUUCGGACCAAGUCAAACUUUUGAGGGUUCUUCAGGCUUUGGACUACCUCUCCGCACCCAAGAAGGACAACGAAGAACCAGGAGACAACCCGGUGGCCAAAAGCAUUCUCACCUCCUCUUAUGAGAGCCUAAGCCUGGGACCCUUGUGGACCAAGCUAAGCGAUAGCCUAACGGUUAUUCAAGAAAAGGAUAAUAUGAUCAGUUUUGCUAACAUCCUGUUACCACUGAUAGAAUCAUUGAUGGUUGUUUGCAAGAACACUUCUCUCAAGGACUCGGUUCUGGCUCGACAGGUUAGAGAGCAAGCACCUGGUAGCCCAGUCCCAGAAGCCAUGGACGGUCUAGAGGAGCUCUUCUUCAACUUCACGACUGAACAUCGCAAGAUUUUGAAUGAUAUCAUCCGUCAAUCACCAAAGCUGAUGCAAGGCAAUGGAAGCUUCAGUCUGUUGGUCAAGAAUCCCAAGGUACUUGAUUUUGACAACAAGCGUGCCUACUUUACGAAACAGAUUCAUUCUCGUCUGCAUCAACAACGACACAUCCAGCCACCUCUCCAGCUCAACAUUCGUCGUGAUCAAGUCUUCUUGGACUCAUACAAAGCAUUGUAUUACAAAUCUGCUGAAGAAAUGAAGUACGGCAAGCUCAACAUUCGCUUUAAUGGUGAGGAAGGUGUUGACGCCGGCGGUGUCACACGAGAAUGGUUCCAAGUUCUCGCACGUGGCAUGUUCAAUCCUGAUUGGGCCUUGUGGCAGCCCGUCGCUGCUGAUCGGACGACUUUCCAUCCCAACCCACUCAGUUGGAUCAACGGUGAGCAUCUGCUAUACUUCAAGUUCAUUGGUCGCAUCAUCGGCAAGGCGUUGCAUGAGGGUCGGGUGCUCGAUGCUCAUUUCAGCCGCGCAGUCUACAAGCGUCUGCUUGGUAAAGAGCCCAGUCUGAAAGAUCUAGAGUCCAUGGAUCUAGAUUACUACAAGAGUCUUCUUUGGAUUCUUGAAAACGAUAUCACCGAAGUGAUUAGUGAAGAUUUCUCCGUGAUUGAAGAACAGUUUGGAGAGGAGAAGGUUGUUGACCUGAUCCCAAAUGGACGAAACAUCCCUGUCACGGACGAGAACAAGCGUGAGUACGUCAAUGCUCAAGUCCGCUAUCGCCUCACGACAUCAGUAAAGGAUCAACUCGAAAACUUCGUUCGAGGUUUCCAUGACAUUAUCCCAGCUGAGCUUAUCGCUAUCUUCGAUGAGCAGGAGCUGGAAUUGCUCAUCUCCGGUCUGCCUGAAAUCGACGUCGAUGACUGGAGAGCCAAUACUGAGUAUCACAACUACACAGCCAACAGUCCUCAAGUAACCUGGUUCUGGCGUAUUGUCAGAGGUAUGAGCAAUGAAGAGAAGGCGAAAUUACUUCAAUUCGUCACCGGCACCAGUAAGGUACCUCUCAACGGUUUCAAGGAUCUUGAGGGCAUGCAAGGCAACACCUUGUUCAGUAUUCAUAAGGAUCCGAGCCAAACUCGCCUUCCAACCAGCCAUACUUGCUUCAAUCAGCUUGAUUUACCCUCUUAUGACGACUAUGAUACUCUCAAGAGCAGUUUGAUGACGGCCAUCAAUCUCGGCGCAGACUAUUUCGGGUUUGCUUAA
Molecule: messenger RNA, 12063 nt
Organism: Exophiala bonariae
Lineage: Eukaryota; Fungi; Ascomycota; Eurotiomycetes; Chaetothyriales; Herpotrichiellaceae
Exons: 3
Coding region: 1-12063 (4020 amino acids)
Biological process (GO): protein polyubiquitination
Cellular component (GO): cytoplasm
Molecular function (GO): ubiquitin protein ligase activity
Source: RefSeq, a predicted model, not a curated record